This is a messenger RNA of Dermacentor silvarum, 946 nucleotides long. RefSeq names its product ubiquitin-conjugating enzyme E2 Z. The record is from RefSeq and is a predicted model, not a curated record. The transcript is spliced from 2 exons. Lineage: Eukaryota; Metazoa; Arthropoda; Arachnida; Ixodida; Ixodidae. Gene Ontology annotation, cellular component: nucleus. The coding region runs from base 88 to 924 and encodes 278 amino acids. Gene Ontology annotation, biological process: negative regulation of apoptotic process. Gene Ontology annotation, molecular function: ubiquitin conjugating enzyme activity; cysteine-type endopeptidase inhibitor activity.
UGCUCUGGCGUUCGGAAGCGUUCGCUGCGGCUCCUGUCUCUUGGCCAGGUUUUGGUCGCCGGUGCUUUUCGUCAGCAAGCUCCUGCAAUGGCUCAAGAGCGAGAAGACAGGGAAGACCCGGAACCCGUCUUGAUGUCCUACCUGGGCUUCUGGGACCCGAUGAGGCGCCUGCGAACGCAGCCGUCCCCCCAGUGCCUCGUAGAGACCAGGAGGGCCCUCGUGGACAUCUACCUUAAGCCAGUUCCGGGAACGUAUGUCGUACCCCAUGAUGAUGACGUUACUAUGAUCCAGGCGCUGCUGCUGGGACCCCCCGGGACGCCCUACGAGGGUGGAUUUUUCUGGUUCGUGAUGAGGUGCCCUCCCGAGUACCCCGCCAAGCCUCCGCAGGUGCGCCUCAUGACCACGGACGAGGGACGGGUGCGUUUCGGCCCAAACUUCAACGAGAGCGGCAUGAUUUGCCUCAGCAUCCUCAGCACCUGGCCAGGGGCCAGCUGGAAGCCGACGCACCGUAUUCGCGUCGUGCUGAACGCUCUUCUCUCGUUGAUGACAACCGACCCGUACUUCAACGAACCCGCUCUCGUGAGACGAAAGGAACCAGGCGAGGCUAGUGGUUACAACGACUUCAUCCGCCACGAAACCAUCCGUGUGGCCGUGUGCGACAUGGUCGAAGCUUGCCUUCAGAAGAAAGCUCCGUGUCACCCGAUCCUGCAGGUCGUCAUCCUGAAGGCAUUCGUCCAUCUGUACCCAAACUACGUUAGGAUAGUUCGAGGUCAGCUCCAUCUGAAUGGACGCAGGAUGAGCGACCCGUUUAGUGCCAGGAGUGGAAGGUACAGAUACGAUGUGCUGCUAGACCGACUUCAAUACUUGUACCACAGCACUGUGUGCGGAUGCCCGCAAGGCCCUGGUGGAGACAAGCGCGCGUAACGCGUACAUUCACACCUGCACG